Lodderomyces margitis is the source of this 348-nucleotide messenger RNA. RefSeq names its product mitochondrial 54S ribosomal protein mL60. Lineage: Eukaryota; Fungi; Ascomycota; Pichiomycetes; Serinales; Debaryomycetaceae. The record is from RefSeq and is a predicted model, not a curated record. Gene Ontology annotation, cellular component: mitochondrial large ribosomal subunit. Gene Ontology annotation, molecular function: structural constituent of ribosome. The transcript has a single exon. Bases 1 to 348 code for a protein of 115 amino acids.
AUGCUUCCUUCAUUAGUCAGAUCGGGCGGAUACGUGUGGAAGUUUACUCCACAUAUCACAUCAACACAACGUGUCAACUUGCGCAAAAGAAGUGAACAAGUCGAUGCAAACAUUGACCAAAUAUAUCGUGGUUUAAUCCACCUGCAACAAGGUGACAAGAAAAUGGGCGACAAGACAGGGUACCCCAAGAUCGAUCAUUUGAAGUUUGAUAUGCCCAGAUUUAACGACAUGAAGAGUCGAGAUAAGUAUACCACAUUUAGCAAGCAUUCACGUGAUUAUAGAAAGCCAAUUCAUAGGGUACCAAAAUGGACCAAAUUGUCAUUCAGAGAGAAUCCAAAGUACUUCUAA